Molecule: messenger RNA, 330 nt
Organism: Astrephomene gubernaculifera
Lineage: Eukaryota; Viridiplantae; Chlorophyta; Chlorophyceae; Chlamydomonadales; Astrephomenaceae
Source: the annotation of a GenBank genome assembly
UGCAGGUCUACUCCUACCACACGCGGGUGCAGGUGCUGCCGGGACCCGGGGGCCCCGAGACCCUGCCGCGACUGGUGCCGGUGCCGGAGCAGGAGCAGGAGGCGGGAGCCACCACAGGGCCCCUGCACUCGGUCCUCAUCAUGGAGCGCUGCGACCUGGGCUCCCUGGCGGAUGCCCUUGACAACGGCCUCUUCAAGCAAGCCAUCAUCGCAGCAGCCGGUCUCAACCUGACCACCACCACCACCACAACAACAACAACGACAACCCCAGCAGCAGGCAACCACAUGCACCAAGACGGCACCGCUGCUGUUGCUGGCGGCAAAGGCGGAG